AUGAUUCGCGGGAUGAGCCGACUUUAUUUUGCCCCUUAUACCUGGGCGUGCGUCGGCAUCCCACCCAACGUCUGCUGCAGCUACGGCGGGGCUAACACCGGCCGGGCGAGCAUUGCUGUCGUGGCUAUCCGGUCGGGCUGGCGUAUCUGCGCCAGGUCCUAUACCGGAGACGGCUACAGGUUCUUUGGCACCGAGCAAUGCAACAACGGCCGGACCUCGUUCUGCCUGCCCUACACGACGCGCGGCGACCGGUCCGGGGCCCACAUUUGGUUCGUCAACCGCAAGCGCGCCGCCGACGAGUCGUGCCCGGCCGAGCAGCCCGGCACCGGCACCGAAAAGUGCACGGCCUCGGUUAUGUACAACACCAUCGGGCUCGCCGACGGCACCGAGUACGACAUCGCCGGCCUCAGCGAGGCCCAGGUCGAGGAGCUGGACAAGAUCUCCGUUUCCGGAGCCGGCGUCGAGGCCGUGCCCGCCUCGUUUGCGCUUCACCGCCGCUAA
Molecule: messenger RNA, 501 nt
Organism: Gaeumannomyces tritici R3-111a-1
Lineage: Eukaryota; Fungi; Ascomycota; Sordariomycetes; Magnaporthales; Magnaporthaceae
Exons: 4
Coding region: 1-501 (166 amino acids)
Source: RefSeq, a predicted model, not a curated record